This is a messenger RNA of Musca vetustissima, 1752 nucleotides long. RefSeq lists its product as uncharacterized. NCBI's taxonomy places the organism in Eukaryota, Metazoa, Arthropoda, Insecta, Diptera, Muscidae. The record is from RefSeq and is a predicted model, not a curated record. Gene Ontology annotation, cellular component: membrane. The transcript is spliced from 9 exons. Gene Ontology annotation, molecular function: transmembrane transporter activity. Gene Ontology annotation, biological process: transmembrane transport. Bases 1 to 1752 code for a protein of 583 amino acids.
AUGGAUUCGCCUAACGCCACCCCUCAAAAUGAGGAAAAGCUCAGUUAUUUGCAAAAGGUUUGGCGUUAUCGCCGUUAUUUGGUCAUCGAACCAUUUUUCUUCUUCUAUUUGAUGGCAAGCAUAUUCAAUAUUAUUGCCAUUUUGAAUUUUCCCCUGGACAAGGCGUGCAGUGUUAAUUUGGGCUAUAGCCGUAUGGUGUGUUCGACAACAUUGGAUAAAUCUGCCUAUGAUAUCGAUUGUGAUGCUUUUAAUUUUGAAAAUGUUACGGAUUAUAGUGCUACGGAAGCGGAACGUGUCGCCACAGAUAUGACACCGGGUUUUAAUCGUACCGUGUGUAAGGCAGAAGUUGGGGCACAGAAGUUGGCCGCCAAUGUUUCGGGAAAGAGAGCUCCGAUUGCUGCAAUUUUCCCAUUGAUCGUGAUGCUAUUCGCUGGCGGCUGGAGUGAUCGUUAUAAUAAACGCAAGGCCUGUAUGGUUUUUCCAAUAAUCGGUGAAAGUUUGAUGUUUUUGUGUCUCUUGGUAUCGGCAAUAUUUUUCGAUAAAAUCCCCAUGGAAUUUGGAGCAUAUAGUGAGGCAAUUGUCCCAGCAUUGUUUGGUGGACAAACUCUAUGUUUGAUGGCCAUUGAUAGUUAUAUGACAAUAUCGACACCAGAAGCAGAUCGUAUAUUUAGAUUCGGUAUUUUUGCCAUGUUCACCACCGGCCUACCCUUUAUAGGUCAGCCCAUAAGUGGGGUACUUUUCAAUUAUCUAGGCUAUACAUGGUCCUUUACCAUGGCCUUCUCAUUCAACAUCAUUGCCCUACUCUAUGUCAUCUUCAUAAUCAAAGAACUCAAGCCACUGGCAACGAAGACGGACGCCACAGAUGCCACGCCAAAAACGGGCACUGAAAAUCCCGCUUAUGAAGUGACACAACUAGAAGAUCUACCCACAGCACCAAGACACAACAACAAUGGCAUUGAUACCGUAGACAAAUCUCCAACCUCUAAACCUGCAAAACGUAAUGCCCUAUUGGAUUUCUUUGACCCAACAUUGGUUGUGGAUUAUGUGAAAUUUCCAUUGAAAAAACGUCCAAAUCGUGGUCGUAUGCUGUUGAUAUUUUUAAUUAUGGCCUAUAUGUUUACCAUUGGUCCGGCUCUGGGAGAGAAUGAUUUCUGGAAUCGUUUUACAUUUAGAAAGCUAAAUUGGAAUGGCAAUGAUUAUAGUGUCUAUUCAACAUUUAAUUCGGCCUUGGCUGUGGCGGGCACCUUUAUAGGAACUGCCAUUCUGAGUAAAUUGCUGAAACUUUCCGAUUCCUUGGUGGGUUUUGUAUCCGCCCUGACAACAGCCUUGUCGAGAGUGCUUUUUGCCUUUUCCAGUGACACAGCCACAUUUUAUGCCGGUGGUGUGGCCGACAGUUUUGCCACCUUACGUGUAAUUGCCAUUAAGACGAUCGGUUCGAGUAUUGUAGAUGGCGAGGAGCUGAGUAAAAUGUUCUCCCUCUUCAGUAUCUGUCAACCAUUGGCCCAAUUGAUUUUCAUACCCAUCUAUAGUGAUAUUUAUGAAACUACUGUGGACUCAUUCCCGGGGGCAAUUUUCCUAUUCAGCGAAGUGUUUGCGAUACCCAAUAUCAUUGUUUUUAUUAUUUGUUAUGUUGUUGUCAGACGCCGCAAAUCUCAAAUGAAAGCCGACACUGCUGCCAAAGUGGAAAAUGGCCAUCAAAAUGGUAAUAAUGCUGCCAUACAAAACGGAGAUUCCGAAAUAACUAGUCUGUAG